GUGGUCUCCGAGAUACGCAACGAGCAGUCGCCAGCUGGUUGCCGGUCUACGUGGAUCGUGUGUAGUCGUCGGAACGGGACUCGGUACUUUUUUUUCUCUCUCGUUCGUGCGUUCGCCGAGCGAUUCACGCGAUAAGCGUGCUGACCGGUGAGAGGAGAGGAGACGGGAAGAGACAACCAGCCACAACACGAUGAGUGGUUGUCGUUGACGAGUUCGCCGUCGAACGACCGUUUUUGAUUAAACGGUUCGAGGAACCACUCAUCGCCAGUACACUCCCGAUGAGAGUGUGCCACCGGCAGGAUGUCGUCGGUGUUCUCGAAGCUAAUCGACAAGACGUCCGCGAAAUACGGUUUCAGACAGGAACAGCUGAUCCGUGGCGUGGUCGGCGUAGCGACGACGCUAUACCUCCUGAAAAUCGGUUAUCCAUUAGUGAGUUUCGGCAUAACGCAGUACCAGAAAAGGAGGAAACAGGCGGAGAACGUUUCCCAGAUUUCCAACCGACGCGACAACAAUGCCGUCGGCAAGAAAUCGGCGGCAACCGGUGGGAAAUCUGGCGUCGGUCUGGACCGAGAGUUCAUUAAACAGCUGAUCGCGCUGUUGAGGAUCAUGGUGCCCGGAUGGAGAACACGGGAAGCCGGAUUGUUAACAUGCGCGACGCUCACGCUACUAGCGAGGACGUUCCUCUCGAUUUACGUGGCCACUUUGGAGGGUCAGAUCGUGAAGAGGAUCGUGCUGAGAGAUGUUCACGGGUUCUCCUUGAUGCUCACGAGAUGGUUCGCCAUCGCCCUCCCGGCGACUUUCGUCAAUUCGGCCAUCAGAUAUCUGGAGGGUCGAUUGGCUCUUAGCUUUAGAGGACGCCUGGUGGAGCAUGCUUACAAAAUGUAUUUGAGCCAACAAACGUACUAUAGAGUGUCAGCACUGGACAAUAGACUUGGAGGUGCAGAACAAAGACUGACAGACGAUUUGUCUGAACUGGCGAGUUCCGUGGCGCAUCUUUAUUCGAGUUUAACCAAACCAUUGUUGGACUGUGCUUUAGUGGGCAUUGCGCUUAUUUCAUUUUCUUCUAAAAUGGGAGCAAGAAGGAUACAAGGACCACUGUUGGCAUCCGUAGUAAUUGCUGUCACCGGACAGAUCCUACGUCUAGCUUCACCUAAAUUUGGUCAACUGGUGGCUGAAGAAGCAUCAAAGCGUGGGAGAUUGAGAGAAGCUCAUGCUCGUAUCAGUGCUCAUGCAGAAGAGAUUGCAUUUUAUGGUGGGCACUAUACAGAACACCGCUACUUGAUCACUGCAUACAGAUCUCUUGUAUCGCAUUUAAGAAGAGUGUUGGCUUUGAAAUUAUGGUACGUGAUGCUGGAACAACUGCUGAUGAAGUACGUGUGGUCCGGCACUGGACUUUUAGUUAUUGCUCUGCCUCUCCUUUACACAGCCACUGGAAGUACACAAAUAGAUAAUGGUGAUGGUGGCGUUAGCGAGAGAACCGGAUAUCUGACAACUUCCAAAAAUCUUCUAAGUUCCGGGGCAGAUGCUGUAGAAAGGCUUAUGUCAUCUUAUAAAGAACUAGUAGCACUAGCAGGGUACGCAGCCAGAGUUAGUGAAAUGCUAGAUGUGUUUAAGGAUGCUGCAUUAUGUAAAUAUAGAAGAAAUAUUGUUAAUAGCCCAAUGAGAAUAGGAAAUGGUACAACAAACCAUGCCUUAGAUAAAAUAAUUGAAUUAAAGGAUGGUGCACCAGUGAUAAAAGGAAUUGUGCGCGAAAGUGCAGAUGGCAGUAUAAGUUUAAUCGACGUGCCAAUAGUUACACCCAACUGUGAAGUUAUUGUACCUAGUUUAACCCUUACUAUAAAUCCAGGUGACCAUAUACUAAUCACUGGUCCUAACGGCUGUGGAAAAAGUUCCCUGUUUCGUAUAAUCUCUGGUUUGUGGCCAGUUUAUGGAGGCAUCCUGGUGAGACCCGGUGACAGUUUCUCCGCACAGAGUGGAAGGCCAGCCUUGUUUUACAUCCCUCAAAAACCUUACAUGACCGUCGGUUGCCUGCGGGACCAGAUCAUAUAUCCUUCGGAGUCGCAGACAACGCAGUGUUCGGACGAAGAACUCCUGAAACUGUUGGAAGAGGUUGAUCUACGGGGAUUGGCUGAGAGGGAAACCGAAGGACUCGAUGCCUUCGGUGACUGGGACUCUACCUUGUCGGGCGGUGAGAAACAAAGGCUCGCUAUGACCCGUUUGUUCUAUCACGCCCCGCAGUACGCGCUUUUGGACGAAUGCACCAGCGCGGUGAGCCUCGAGGCCGAGGGUGUGAUAUACGAGACGGCGAAAAAGAAAGGGAUCACCCUGUUGACGAUUACCCAUCGCGUGGCUUCCCUCGCCAAGUAUCACAAAUUAUUGUUACGUUUUAACGGGGAAGGUGGCUGGACCUUUGGCCCAUUGGACGUGGAAAACGGAACGCUUCUAACGAAUCAUACUAGCGAACAAACUGAGCAACACGAAGUGAAAGGAGGCCACUAUCAGAUGUUACACGAACUUCGUGACAUUCAUUCGGAAGAUUCGAAAGUUGGAAUCAGUUGAAGAGGCUUCGGUGAAGACACUUGGAAUUAACUUUAGAAAAAUUUUCUCUAGGAAUUACCCUGUAAGGUUGUAAAUAUAUUUUCAUGGAUGGAUUUUGUACAGAGGUUUACCAAUGUUUCUGAGUGAAUGCUCUAUUUUUGUACGAGCAAAUCUUGCUAUUUAACGAACGUGAAGUAUAAAUAAAUGUUGAUCAACACCUA
Osmia lignaria (orchard mason bee) is the source of this 2759-nucleotide messenger RNA. It is a transcript of the gene ABCD, whose product is annotated as ATP binding cassette subfamily D. Lineage: Eukaryota; Metazoa; Arthropoda; Insecta; Hymenoptera; Megachilidae. The record is from RefSeq and is a predicted model, not a curated record. Gene Ontology annotation, biological process: fatty acid beta-oxidation; peroxisome organization; long-chain fatty acid import into peroxisome. Gene Ontology annotation, cellular component: peroxisomal membrane. Gene Ontology annotation, molecular function: ATP binding; ATP hydrolysis activity; long-chain fatty acid transmembrane transporter activity.